AUGUGGAUCCAGCUACCAAAUCUGAAGCUCAAUUUGUGGAGUACAACAGGAAUAAGCAAAAUCUCUAGCUUAAUUGGAUGUCCUAUAACUACUGAUAUGCUUACUGCUACCAGACAGAGACUUAGCUAUGCUAGAGUUCUAAUUGAGGUGCAACUACCCCUGAAGAAGGCUCUACCAGACCUAGUUGAAUUUCUAGGACCAGAUGGGAAAAAACACAGUCAGAGGAUUAUCUAUGAACUUAAGCCUAGAUGGUGUUCAAACUGUAAUAUUAUUGGACAUGAUACUGACAAUUGUAGAAGGCAGAAGUUUAAAAAAAUAUGGGUUCCAGUUAAUAGGAAGGAAGAUUCUGAAACUCAAGUAAAUGGCACUCUGUCAGCUAAUACUGAGCAUGUGCAUGUUUCUGAUGGUCUGACUAAUGAUAGUCUGGCUCAAUCAUCUGCUCAACAAAUGAAAGAUCAAUCAAGUACUAAACAUGCACAAAAGGUAUCAGAAGUGAGAACUGAUACUGGGAAAAAUGCUCAUGUUUUACCUGCACCUGGAAAUAAUAUUCAAUUAUCACCUGAUAAAGGGCAAACUGGAGCUGGGAAACAUGCACAGCACAUGAGGUCAAAUAUUGCAAGAAGAGUUCUAGCUAGAGCUCCAGGGAAUCAAAUCCAGUGUGUCAAAACUUCUAUGCAAUAUGUUACAUGUUCAGUCAGCACAAAGGAUGGCAGGCUCGCUUGCUUAAUGACUGUGGUUUAUGCUCUGAAUCAAAGAGAUGGAAGAAAAGUAUUAUGGCAGGAACUUCAAGGCUUCAAGCUAUCAGUUGAUUGCCCAUGGCUAGUUGGGGGAGAUUUUAAUGCCAUUAUCAAUGGUGAUGAAAAAUUGGGAGGUGCACCAACUACAGGAGCAGAUACUGAAGAUUUUCAACACUUCAUUUCUUCUAAUCAACUGGUGCAUAUUAAGACUACUGGGUGCUACUACACAUGGAAUAACAAACAGGAAGCUGAUACUAGAGUUUGGAGUAGAUUAGACAGAGUUUUGGUCAAUGACUUAUGGAUCCUACAGUAUACAACAAGUCAAGUAGACUUUUUACAGCCAGUCUGUUCUGAUCAUUCUCCAGCCCUCCUUACAGUUGGAGAUGAUGAUUUUCAGGGGAAAAAACCAUUCAAAAUUUUCAAGAUGUGGACUAAACAUACUGAAUAUCUCUCUAUAGUCAGAUCUAUUUGGCAGCAGGAUGUGCAAGGCUAUUAUAUGUACAAACUAUCUUCCAAGCUGAAAAUGCUCAAACCUGCCCUCAAAGAAUUAAAUAGAAGACAUUUCAUGAAUAUUAGUGAAUAG
Asparagus officinalis (garden asparagus) is the source of this 1320-nucleotide messenger RNA. RefSeq lists its product as uncharacterized. The transcript has 3 exons. The coding region runs from base 1 to 1320 and encodes 439 amino acids. Gene Ontology annotation, molecular function: catalytic activity. The record is from RefSeq and is a predicted model, not a curated record. NCBI's taxonomy places the organism in Eukaryota, Viridiplantae, Streptophyta, Magnoliopsida, Asparagales, Asparagaceae.